This is a messenger RNA of Ilex paraguariensis (yerba mate), 1706 nucleotides long. The record is from the annotation of a GenBank genome assembly. Lineage: Eukaryota; Viridiplantae; Streptophyta; Magnoliopsida; Aquifoliales; Aquifoliaceae.
GGUAAAAAAGGGAAAAGAAAUCCUAAUAAACCAAGACUAUCUAUACUCUAACACUAUGCAUGCAUAUAAAAUCUAUUAUCAUUAGUACGACAAUGAAUUCACAUCUAAUUCUUCAUAUUGUACGCUAAAGAUUCUUUUAUUGGUAUGAUGAACAAACUUCCUCUAAAUUGAUACAUAAAAAGAUAUUCUCGGAAUAAGAAACAAUACCUUAGCAUAAAUCCUUUGAGAUUUGCUUUGACGGAGUCCCGUUUGUUAGGAUUUUAAUGUCAAUAUAUUUAGUUCAAGAAACGAGAAUUUAGCUAUCAACAUAUUGGGUUGCCCUAUGAAUAUUUCCCAUUUUCACUUAUCAAAUUUUUGUAUUAUACUUUUUGUUUGGACUAACUAUCUCAGGUACGAAUCAAAGUUUAUCCAAAAAAUUAUUGAGGAGGUUUGGAGUAAAGUGAACCCUACAUUUUUGAAUGUCGCCAUCCAUCCGGUUGGAAUAGAUUCUCCUGUCAAAGACAUUUGUUUCUUACUAACCAGUGGACCAAAUGAUGUCCGCAUGAUAGGGAUCUUGGGCAUGGGCGGAGUAGGCAAAACGACCAUUGUCAAAGCUGUCUAUAAUCUAAUUUUUCAGCAAUUUGAAGGUUCCUGUUUUCUUAUGAAUGUUAGGGAAGUUUCAGAACAACUCAAUGGUCUACUUCAUUUGCAAGAGCAAGUUCUUUCUGAAAUUUUGAGAGUUCAAAAUCUUAAAAUUGACAAUAUUGAUAGAGGAAUCAAUUGGAUGAAAGAAAGACUUUGUUCUAAAAGAAUUCUUCUCGUUCUUGAUGAUGUGGACCAUGUUAGCCAACUAAAUUCAUUAGCCGGCAACCGUGAUUGGUUUGGUCCAGGGAGUAGAAUCAUUAUGACUACUAGAGAUGAGCAAUUGUUGAACAAAGUUAAAGUAGAUGAGAAAUAUGAGGCUAAGGGGUUGAAAUACGACGAGUCUCUGGAACUCUUCAGUUGGCAUGCCUUUAAACAAGCCAUGCCUUUAGAAGAUUAUUUGGAUCUUUCAAAUGGCAUAGUAACCUAUACCAAAGGGCUUCCAUUAGCUCUUGAGGUUUUGGGUUCUUAUUUGAAUGCAAAAAGCAUACGAGUAUGGAGAAGUGCAUCUGAGAAAUUAAAACAAGUGCCUCCUUGUCAAAUUCAGAAAAAACUAAGAAUAAGUUUUGAUGCACUAGAUGAUGAUAAAAUAAAGGAUAUCUUCCUUGAUAUUGCAUGUUUUUUUAUCGGUAUGGAUAAAGACUAUGUCAUUAACAUAUUGGAUGGUUGUGGUUUCUUCUCAGAAAUCGGAAUUAGUGUUCUGAUUAAUAGAUGUUUAUUAAAAGUUAAUGAACACAAUGAAUUAAGGAUGCAUGACUUAAUUCGGGACAUGGGAAGGGAAAUAAUUCGUGAAGAAUCUUCUAAACAGCCUGAAAAACGUAGCAGACUAUGGUAUCAUGAAGAUGUAUGUGACGUGCUAGAAACCCACAAGGUAAGACAUCAUUCUUUUAAUGUUAACACUUUUCAUAUAGCUUUGAAUACUCACUCACACACACACACACACACACACUCUCUCUCUCUCUCAAUGUAUAUAUAUACAUUCACACACACAUUCGUCUCCCUUUCUAUUGUCUAUAUCUUGCAAAUUACUUGUGAAAUAAGUUCUUGUUCUUUAUAAAAUUUAGGGAACAGAUGCAAUUGAAGGU